Rattus norvegicus (Norway rat) is the source of this 1590-nucleotide messenger RNA. NCBI's taxonomy places the organism in Eukaryota, Metazoa, Chordata, Mammalia, Rodentia, Muridae. The record is from RefSeq and is a predicted model, not a curated record.
ACAGCCGGAAGUUUCUAUCCGUGGGUCUUCAGAAAGAGAUAACCUGAGGAGUGGGCUACAGCUGGAGUACUCAGUCUUUUUGUAGGUACUGACCCUUGACCUCGGGGUGCUACCUCAUCCCUCAGGCGUGAUGGCUACGGGCGCAGAUGUACGAGACAUUCUAGAACUCGGGGGUCCAGAGGGAGAUGCCGCUUCUGGGACCAUCAGCAAAAAGGAUAUUAUCAACCCGGACAAGAAAAAGUCCAAGAAGUCCUCAGAGACACUGACCUUCAAGAGGCCGGAGGGCAUGCAUCGGGAGGUCUAUGCUUUGCUUUACUCUGACAAAAAGGACGCACCCCCACUGCUUCCCAGUGACACCGGUCAGGGGUACCGGACAGUGAAGGCUAAGUUGGGGUCCAAGAAGGUCCGACCUUGGAAGUGGAUGCCAUUUACCAACCCAGCUCGAAAGGAUGGUGCUAUGUUUUUCCACUGGCGCCGAGCAGCGGAGGAGGGCAAGGACUACCCUUUCGCCAGGUUCAAUAAGACAGUACAGGUGCCGGUGUACUCAGAGCAGGAGUACCAGCUCUACCUUCACGAUGAUGCAUGGACUAAGGCAGAGACUGACCAUCUCUUUGACCUCAGCCGCCGAUUUGAUUUGCGCUUCGUAGUUAUUCACGAUCGGUAUGACCACCAGCAGUACAAGAAGCGUUCUGUGGAGGACCUGAAAGAGAGGUACUACCACAUUUGUGCUAAGCUUGCCAACGUGAGGGCUGUGCCAGGUACAGAUCUCAAAAUACCAGUAUUUGAUGCUGGACAUGAGAGACGGCGGAAGGAACAGCUGGAGAGACUUUACAACCGAACCCCAGAGCAGGUGGCAGAGGAGGAGUACCUGCUCCAGGAGCUUCGUAAGAUUGAGGCCCGGAAAAAAGAGCGGGAGAAGCGCAGCCAAGACCUGCAGAAGCUGAUUACCGCAGCAGACACCACCGCAGAGCAGCGGCGCACAGAACGCAAGGCUCCCAAGAAGAAGCUACCCCAGAAGAAGGAGGCCGAGAAGCCGGCUGUUCCUGAGACUGCGGGCAUCAAGUUCCCAGACUUUAAGUCAGCGGGUGUGACAUUACGGAGCCAGCGGAUGAAGCUGCCCAGCUCUGUGGGUCAGAAGAAGAUCAAGGCGCUGGAACAGAUGCUGCUGGAACUUGGUGUGGAGCUGAGCCCUACGCCCACAGAGGAGCUGGUGCAUAUGUUCAAUGAGUUGCGGAGUGACCUGGUGUUACUCUACGAGCUCAAGCAGGCCUGUGCCAACUGUGAAUAUGAGCUGCAGAUGCUACGGCACCGGCAUGAGGCUCUGGCUCGGGCAGGAGUGCUGGGGGGCCCUGCCACACCAGCAGUGGGACCAACCCCAGCGUCUGCUGAGCCAACAGUGUCUGAAUCUGGACUUGGUCUUGACCCUAGCAAGGACACCAUCAUUGAUGUCGUGGGUGCACCGCUCACACCCAAUUCGCGGAAACGACGGGAAUCAGCCUCCAGCUCAUCUUCUGUGAAGAAAGCCAAGAAACCAUAAGGGGCCAUCAGAGUUGGUGGUAUGGUGUAAAUAGAGCUGUUAAGUUGGACUGA